AGCAAAAUCCUAGAGCUCAAAGUGGCCCUCAUCCUCCACUCCAGUGCUUUCUGAUAGCCUCGCAGCCUCGAUUUCCCAGUCACUGGACUGAUUUUGGGAGUGUGGAUGUGUGGUCUGGUUCAUCCUGUGCACAGAGGCUGGGCAGGGUAACUUCUUCCCUGCCAAAUUCAGCGCUUGGGGGUUGGGGGGGGGGAGCUGGCAGGGACACAGGCUGCAGAGAUGCCCCAGCUUGCUGUGGUUCCGGGCACAGCUAGCCUUAGUCUGCAUUGAGCUGACAGCAGAUAGCAUGCGGGGAUUUUCCUAGCUACUGAAGAUUUAUUUAUUUAUUUAUUUAUUUUUGACGUUGCUGUAGUUUUGGGCUUACUUCUGAGAUCUGCAGUGGUGUGAGUCUCCCGUGUUUUCCUUCUUUCUUUGAAAAGAUAACUAUGCUGUAUUCAGCAGAAGUGGAUACAGGAAGAACAGUAUAGUUCAAAAAAAAGGGGUGGGGGUGGUGGCUGCUCUUUUCCUGGACUUUAAAAGGUGGUUUGGGAGGGUAGGCGCCCUACCUGAAAAGGCCACCCUUAAAAGACCUCAGCGGUGUUGUUCUCCAAGGCUUCUCGAAGCAGGUGGCCAGGUCUGCGUUUCUCAACAGUGGGACUCUCCGGCUGUGGCUAUCACGGAAUUGAUGCGCAUACACGUGGUGGUUCACUAUGCUGCUGCACCUGUGUAGCGUGAAGAACCUGUACCAGAACAGGUUUUUAGGCCUGGCUGCCAUGGCGUCUCCAUCUAGAAACUCCCAGAGCCGGCGCCGCUGCAAAGAGCCCCUCCGCUACAGCUAUAACCCAGACCAGUUCCAUAACAUAGACAUCAGGAAUGGCGCCCAUGAUGGCAUCACCAUCCCUCGCUCCACCAGCGACACUGACCUGGUCACUUCAGACAGCCGCUCUACACUCAUGGUCAGCAGCUCCUACUAUUCUAUAGGGCACUCCCAGGAUUUGGUGAUCCACUGGGACAUCAAGGAAGAAGUAGACGCUGGAGACUGGAUUGGCAUGUACCUUAUUGGUGAAGUGUCAUCUGAAAACUUCCUGGAUUAUAAGAACCGUGGAGUCAAUGGUUCUCACAGAGGCCAGAUCGUUUGGAAGAUUGAUGCCAGCUCUUACUUUGUGGAAUCUGAAACUAAGAUCUGCUUCAAAUACUACCACGGCGUAAGCGGAGCCCUACGAGCUACAACCCCCAGUGUCACCGUCAAAAACUCAGCAGCUCCUAUUUUUAAAGGUAUCGGCUCCGAAGAGACUGUGCAAAGUCAAGGAAGCAGGAGGCUGAUCAGCUUCUCCCUCUCAGAUUUCCAGGCCAUGGGAUUGAAGAAAGGGAUGUUUUUCAACCCAGACCCCUAUCUGAAGAUUUCCAUUCAGCCUGGGAAACACAGCAUCUUCCCGGCCCUCCCUCAUCAUGGACAAGAAAGGAGAUCCAGCAUCAUAGGCAACACUGUGAACCCCAUCUGGCAGGCAGAGCAUUUCAGUUUCGUGUCUUUGCCAACUGAUGUGCUGGAAAUUGAAGUGAAGGACAAGUUUGCCAAGAGCCGUCCCAUCAUCAAGCGUUUCUUGGGAAAGCUGUCAAUGCCCGUUCAGAGGCUGCUGGAGAGACACGCCAUAGGGGAUAGGGUGGUCAGCUACACACUCGGCCGCAGGCUUCCAACUGACCAUGUGAGUGGACAGCUGCAGUUCCGAUUUGAGAUCACAUCCUCCAUCCACGCAGACGACGAGGAGCUCUCUCUGAGCGCCGAGCCUGAGUCAGCAGAAAUGCCGGCCAGUGUCAUGAAUAGGGCGGUGGAAAGCAGCAAUGGGGAGCCUCCCCGAGAUGCUCCAGAAUACUGCAAGAACGUAAGGCCAGAGUCACCAAAUGAAGGGCAUGAAGUGAACAGCUCAGGAAACCAAAAUCAGGAGCAUGCCGGCCCGAUUGAAGAAGCUGCCGGUACUAUGGAGGCCGGAGAUGGUGGCAAGUUCUCCGAAGGACCAGAAGAGCCUGGAGAGCUUCAGGACCCAGAGCAACACGACACCCAACCCACUCUGAGUGCAGAGGAAGUGGCAGAGGGACUUCACCUGGGUGAGGAUUUGCCACCAUCGCUGUUGCCAGAAGAUAGUGCGGCUCUAGGCAGCAAGGUAGAAGAGGAAACAGUGGCCGAAAAUGGAGCCAGAGACGAGGAGAUGCAGGAGAAGAGGCAAGAGGAGGAGGAGGAGGAGGAGGAGGAGGGUGUUUCUACCCUGGAGCAGGGAGAGCCUGGACUGCAGCUGAGGGCCUCAGUGAAAAAAAAAAGCAGACCGUGUUCCCUACCUGUCUCCGAGCUGGAGACGGUGAUUGCAUCUGCCUGCGGAGAGCCUGAGACCCCCAGGACGCACUACCUCCGCAUCCACACCCUGCUGCACAGCAUGCCCUCGGCCCAGAGGGGGAGCACCACGGAGGAGGAGGACGCCAUGGAGGAGGAACCCACCCUCAAGGAGUCCUCCGAGAAGGAUGGGCUCAGCGAGGUGGACACAAUAGCCGCUGACCCCCAGUCCAUGGAAGACGGGGAGAACGAGGGGGCCACUCUGUGCGCGGCACCCUCUGACGACCCUGGAGGCCAUUUCUCCAGUUUGCCCAAAGGCGUCGUCGGCUCUGGCCAGGAUGGAGACGCGCACCCCAGCACCGGGAGUGAGAGCGACUCCAGCCCCCAGCAGGGAGCCGACCACAGUUGCGAGGGCUGUGACGCCUCCUGCUGCAGCCCGUCCUGCUACAGCACAUCCUGCUACAGCAGCUCCUGUUACAGCAGCUCCUGCUACAGCAGCUCCUGCUACAACGGCAACAAUCGGUUUGCCAGCCACACGCGCUUCUCCUCUGUGGACAGCGCCAAGAUCUCCGAGAGCACAGUCUUUUCUUCACAAGAGGAUGAGGAGGAGGAAAACAGCGCGUUCGAGUCGGUGCCUGACUCAGUGCAAAGCCCAGAGCUAGAUCCCGAGUCCACAAAUGGGGCUGGGCCUUGGCAGGAUGAACUGGCUACCCCUGGUGGGAAUACAGCAAGAACUACUGAAGGUCUGGAGUCCCCCAUGGCAGGUCCCAGCAAUAGGAGAGAAGGUGAAUGCCCUAUACUCCAUAACUCCCAGCCAAUAAGCCAGCUUCCUUCCUUGAGGCCUGAACAUCAUCACUAUCCAACAAUCGAUGAGCCUCUUCCACCAAACUGGGAGGCUCGAGUUGACAGCCAUGGACGGGUCUUUUAUGUGGACCACGUAAAUCGCACAACCACCUGGCAGAGACCGACAGUGGCGCCGACCCCAGAGGGCAUGAUCAGAUCCGGGUCUGUCCACCAGAUGGAGCAGCUUAACAGAAGGUAUCAAAACAUUCAGAGAACCAUUGCAACAGAGAGACCUGAAGAAGAUUCUGGCAACCCAAGCUGUGAGCAAAUAGCGGACGGAGGAGGUGGAGGGAGUGACUCAGAAGCAGAAUCUUCCCAGUCAAGCUUAGACCUGAGGAGAGAAGGGUCGCUUUCUCCAGUCAACUCACAAAAGAUCACCUUGCUGCUUCAGUCCCCAGCAGUGAAGUUUAUCACCAAUCCUGAAUUCUUCACUGUGCUGCAUGCCAACUAUAGUGCCUACCGGGUUUUCACAAGCAGCACUUGCUUGAAGCAUAUGAUUUUAAAAGUCCGACGAGAUGCCCGCAACUUUGAACGCUACCAGCAUAACCGGGACCUGGUGAAUUUCAUCAACAUGUUUGCAGACACUCGGCUGGAACUGCCCCGGGGUUGGGAGAUCAAGACGGAUCAUCAGGGAAAGUCUUUCUUUGUGGACCACAACAGUCGCGCUACCACUUUCAUUGAUCCCCGGAUCCCUCUGCAGAAUGGCCGCCUUCCCAGUCACCUGACCCAUCGGCAGCACCUCCAGAGGCUCCGCAGUUACAGUGCCGGGGAGGCCUCAGAAGUCUCUAGAAACCGAGGAGCAUCUUUGCUGGCCAGGCCAGGACAUAGCCUGAUAGCUGCUAUCCGAAGCCAACAUCAGCAUGAGUCCUUGCCACUAGCAUACAAUGACAAGAUUGUGGCAUUUCUUCGCCAGCCAAACAUUUUUGAAAUGCUACAAGAACGUCAGCCAAGCUUGGCAAGAAACCACACACUCAGGGAGAAAAUCCAUUAUAUUCGGACAGAGGGUAAUCAUGGGCUUGAGAAAUUGUCCUGUGAUGCAGAUCUAGUCAUUUUGCUGAGUCUCUUUGAAGAAGAGAUCAUGUCCUAUGUCCCCCUGCAAUCUGCCUUUCACCCUGGGUAUAGCUUCUCUCCCCGCUGUUCACCCUGCUCCUCACCCCAGAACUCCCCAGGUUUACAGAGAGCCAGCGCAAGAGCCCCUUCACCAUACCGAAGGGAUUUUGAAGCUAAGCUCCGCAAUUUCUACCGAAAACUGGAAGCCAAAGGAUUUGGUCAGGGUCCGGGUAAAAUUAAGCUCAUCAUCCGUCGAGAUCACUUGCUGGAGGGCACCUUCAAUCAAGUGAUGGCAUACUCCCGAAAGGAACUCCAGAGAAACAAGCUCUACAUCACCUUUGUUGGAGAGGAGGGCCUGGACUACAGCGGCCCUUCCCGAGAGUUCUUCUUCCUUUUGUCUCAGGAGCUCUUCAACCCUUACUAUGGACUCUUUGAGUAUUCUGCAAAUGACACCUACACAGUGCAGAUCAGCCCGAUGUCUGCCUUUGUAGAAAACUAUCUUGAAUGGUUUAGAUUCAGUGGUCGUAUCCUGGGCCUGGCUCUGAUCCAUCAGUACCUCCUGGACGCUUUCUUCACAAGGCCUUUCUAUAAGGGACUCCUGAAACUGCCCUGUGAUUUGAGUGACCUAGAAUAUUUGGAUGAGGAAUUCCACCAGAGUUUGCAGUGGAUGAAGGACAAUAACAUCACAGAUAUCCUCGAUCUCACUUUCACCGUUAACGAAGAAGUUUUUGGACAGGUAACAGAGAGAGAGUUGAAGUCUGGAGGUGCCAACACACAGGUGACUGAGAAGAACAAGAAGGAGUACAUUGAGAGGAUGGUGAAGUGGAGGGUGGAGCGCGGAGUGGUCCAGCAGACCGAGGCGUUGGUGAGGGGCUUCUAUGAGGUUGUGGACUCGAGGCUCGUGUCGGUGUUUGAUGCUAGGGAACUGGAGCUCGUGAUUGCUGGUACCGCAGAAAUCGACCUGAAUGACUGGAGGAAUAACACUGAGUACCGGGGAGGUUAUCAUGACGGCCAUCUUGUGAUCCGCUGGUUCUGGGCUGCAGUGGAACGCUUCAAUAACGAGCAGAGAUUGAGAUUACUUCAGUUUGUGACAGGGACAUCAAGUGUGCCCUACGAAGGCUUCGCAGCCUUGCGGGGGAGCAAUGGGCUUCGGCGCUUCUGCAUAGAGAAAUGGGGGAAAAUCACAUCUCUUCCCAGGGCACAUACAUGCUUCAACCGAUUGGAUCUCCCACCAUAUCCUUCAUAUUCCAUGUUGUAUGAAAAGCUGUUAACGGCAGUAGAAGAAACCAGCACUUUUGGACUUGAGUGAGGAAGUGGGACCCUGCCUGGCGUUGUCCUGGACUGUGACAAUACCCUUUCUGGGAUGACUUCCUUUCCCUCCUUUGACUUUGGUAUCCCAUGAUUUUUAUUUCAAAGCAAAUUAGAAUUGGCAAGAGCUGUGCAUGAAGAAUUGCCUUCUUCUAAGAUCUAAUCUUCAGGCUUAUUUCCUCUGUUUCCAAUGAACUGCUAGCCUGUAUGCAAUACUACAAAACAGCUGUCUCAAGGUCUGUGCAUACCUCCACAUACCUCCAUUCCUAACAAUGAAAUACAAAUGCAAGUUACGUCACACUUGAUGAAACGGUAACAAAUGUUUACUUCCACUUCUAUCGUUCAAGGAUAAUUUGAGCUCUAAGCAUUCCAUGCUUUUAUACGCCCAUGUCUUCCAAGCAGAACCACCAUUUUCCCUAAUUUCUAACAACCAUUUUCCAGACGUAGGAGCUGACUGAUUUUGUUUUCCUCUCUAUCUCUACAUUUCCUAUGCAUUCUUUCCAUUCAAUGGGCAGCCAAGGCCACACAGAUUUUUUUUUAUUCAUUCCACUCAUGAUUCAUAGGUGGCAUCAAUCCUAGAACCCAGAACUAGCCUAGACAUAUGGUGCAAAUAUGAAACUUCUAGCAAUUAACAACAGCAAGAAAAAAAAAAGGUUAUCAGUAAAUGCAAGGGUUAUAAGGACUAUGAACUCAACUUGAGUUCAGAAAAGUGUAGUGGGGGAGUACCCCUAGUGUACCCUCACCACACAAGAAGCACAAACUUGUGCACAUGUCCAAGGAGGAAAUCCUAAUUGCUGAAGAUUGAAGGUUGAGCCUUUAACUCCAAUUUUGUUACAUAGAAAGUGAUAAGAUAAACUGGAAAAGAGCAGCACAUAUAACAUUUAUUCAAAUACAUGAAUUCUGUUUAAUCUAUUCACACACACACACACACACACACACACACACACACCUCACACAAUCCAAAUAGAUCUCAUGGCUUUUGUUGAAGCCAGUUGUAUUUACUUGACAGGUCAACCUUAAUUUUCGUUCUAACUUUGAUACUUUUCUCAUUCUUUUUUUCUUUUCUUUCUUUUUUUUUUUUUUAAUCACCGUGUUCAAAUUCUGUCACAUCUGAUGUUCACAGAAACCACAAAUGAAGCUGCAGAGUGUGAUGGUGCUUGUUAAGGAUCACGGGCAAUAUAAACUUCUCCUUCACCCAUAGCAAUUUUUCAAAGGCACACUGACUUGUGUCCAAAAAAAAAAUGGAUUUUUUUUUUUUUUUUUUUUUUUAGCAUUCAGCAAAAUAUCUAAGAAAAUGUGUUUUUAGAAAAACAAUUUCAGGCUCCACAGACAAGCCUGGCAUCUUGAGUACCUUUGAGAUAAACCUAACCAUUAUGGUCAUUUGCUAUUUUUGUAACCAUGUUAUCUGUGUUGUCCAAAAUAUGAGAUAAAUGAAAGUGUUUUUUCUUCACUGGGAAAAAGAAAAGCUAAAGAGAUCCAACUAUUUAAAUAUUCGUUGUUGUAGUCAAUAUAUCAAAACAAGAGGAAAAGUCAACUUAAGAUGGAAUUGUGCAAUGGUCCAGCACACUAAAGUGAAAUCUUUUCUAAGUAAAAAUUAUUCACAAUGCCAAACCCUUCAUGCUCCUGUGUUUCUAUUGUCAAACAGGAAGUAUGUGGGAUAGAAGCUUUGCUUUCUUUUGCUGUCUAAAAAGAAGUUUUACUAAAAAUGGGAUGUAAGUUCUAUGAAAUACAAGUUGAGGGGUGAGUAAAAAUUAGCCCACGUUUCAGUAUCUGAAAAAUAAUGAAUUCCAAUGGAGCUAUGCUUUACUGAUGAACUCAGAACAAGAGGACUAUUAAAAUCACCCAGUAAAUCUUUAACUCUUGAACAGUAUAUUUAGAAUUCAUCUUAAACAUACAUGAAAGCUCAUUUCUCCAAGCAUUCAACUUUUUUAGCAUUUACUUGCCACACAUUAAACAGUUGUUUUGAAGUUGUUCAAAUGUAGGAAGAUGCCCUUGAAGAGCUUUACAAUUUACAAAAAUGAGACAGUCUGUUAGUCAGAUGAAUUUGUAGUCUAUUAACAUACAUACAUAGCAUACAUAAAUUAUCUUAUAAAUGAACAAGAAACUCAGAGAAGUGUGGGGGUUUUUAGCUAAUUAACGACAGGCAUUAAUCCCAACAAGCAGGCAUAACACAGCAACAUUUCUAAUUUAACUUUUAUUAAUUAUUUGAGAAUGUUUACAAUGUAUUUUAGUUAUAUUCACCCACUCCUCUCCCUAUCUCCUUCCACAUCCACUCCUCAGCCUUCAGUUCCUUCUCAAUUUCAUGUCAUCUUUUUUCAUAACCCAUGGAGUCCAGUUGUGCUAUCUGUCCAUAUAUUAAUUAGUGUGCAGCUACCCCUGGAGGAUAUAAACAUAUCUGGUAUACAUAUACUCAGCCAGAUGAUAGUGGCACACGCCGUUAAUUCCAGCACUUGGAAGGCAGAGGCAGGCAGAUUUCUGUGAGUUCAAGGCCAGCCUGGUCUAUAGAGUGAGUUCCAGGACAUCCAGAGCUACAUAGAUUCUAUUUUGAAAAAAACAAAACAGAAAAAAAGAGAAAACUGACUAUCGGCAGCCAUUGGCUGGCAACAGCUCCUCAGCUAGGGCUGGGGACUUAUGAACCCCUCUUCUCAUAGCAAUAGCAUUUUAGAAAAAUGAAAAAUGCUACUGAUGCCACCCAGGUUGCUGAGAAAAUGUAAAGCUUGCUUCAUAGAGCCCAACAUAUGCCUUCAGCCUUACAUGAAAGAAGGAACUCAAAGGGAAGAGGAGCUCAGAAUUAGUCAUGAAAAAAUACUUUUUACUUUAUGUAUGAGACUGAUUUUUAAAUUAUAUAUAAUUUCAAUAUAUAUACAUAUAACUGUAUAUGUUUAUAUGUAUAUGUGUAUACAUUUACACAUAAGUACAUUAUUGUAGAAAUAAUUUUUCCAUUAAUUUCAAUCAUUAUAUUUCAAUCAUUAAUUAAUUCCAUUAAUUAAUUAAUGAUUGAAAUAUAAAUCACUUCAAAUCAUAUAAUUCUUUGGGUAACACAGAUCUUUUGUGACCAUAUGUAAUUCUUUGACUUUUUUUUUCUCCUUGAAGGCAAUUGCAAAAUAAUCAUUUAUAAGUCAUAAACCCCCUAAAAGAAGAUUUUUAUAUCUAGUUUUAUGAGUAUAAUAUCCUUUUUGGGAAGACAAAAAAAGAUUAAAGAAUUCAUGUUACAAUUUUGAAAAAGACUAUAUGGUGUUAUCAUAAUUUUAUAGAUAACACAAAUAUUUUAUUAGAUAACAUGAAGAUAAUUAUCUCCCCAAUAGAAAUUGAGUCUUCAAGAUGAGAAGUGUCCUGUAACUAUUGAAUUCUCUGUAACAUCAUGAGUAUAUGAGCUGGAGGACAUCGUGAUGUUUUUACCGCCAUCGCUAUUAUAGCACAAAUAUUUCAGGAGAGUUAAUGAAAAUAACAAAAUGCUAAAAGGUAUCUUGGUAAGCUUUCAUCAAGAAAGAUUUAAAUAUUUUUCCUGUUAAUAAUGAAUCUGUGUCGUUCAACAGUAAGAAUAUUUGUAUUCAGUGAGCUGAGUUUUCCAUAACACUUCUAACAGUAUGCAAUCUCAUUGUCAGUUCAUGCGUCAAGCCACCUGUCUGAAAUUUGGGUUCAGAAAAUUUCUAAGUUUCCACAAGUGUUUUCCCAGUCAAGAUGAAACACUUUCAAAUGAAAGUAGUUAGAACUUUACAUAACAAAAUGUGGUGCUUUAUUCUUCUUGUUAUUGUUGUUGUUAUUACUAUUAUGUCUUUCAGUGUUCGUUAUUAAGACAACUGCAAUACUGUAUCAUAAAUGUACGGGAUGACUUUUCCAGCUACUACAAAAAAUCCAAAAGAGAAAGUAUUAUUUUGCUGUUAAUGACAUGUAGUUCCUUUGUUCUAGUAGAUAAAAGGUGCCUAGAGGUAGUAUAUAGAGUAAAUAUUGUUCCAUUAGUCUCCUUCCUGCAGCUUCCAUUAUCUGAGGAAAUGUCCAUAACAAUUUUGUUUACAAGUCUUUGUUCUAGUCAAUAACAGGAGAGGUCCAUAUUACUGGGCUGAUUUUGCUUACAUCUUAAAAAAAAAAAAAAAAGUCACGUGAUACUCAGGCCUCGCUUUCUCUUCCAUCAUACAUCUUCAAGGAAUGUCAAUAAACUCACUUUGGUAUGGCA
Meriones unguiculatus (Mongolian gerbil) is the source of this 9677-nucleotide messenger RNA. It is a transcript of the gene Hecw1, whose product is annotated as HECT, C2 and WW domain containing E3 ubiquitin protein ligase 1. NCBI's taxonomy places the organism in Eukaryota, Metazoa, Chordata, Mammalia, Rodentia, Muridae. Gene Ontology annotation, biological process: regulation of dendrite morphogenesis. Gene Ontology annotation, molecular function: ubiquitin-protein transferase activity; protein binding. The record is from RefSeq and is a predicted model, not a curated record. The coding region runs from base 690 to 5504 and encodes 1604 amino acids. The transcript is spliced from 29 exons.